Aspergillus saccharolyticus JOP 1030-1 is the source of this 1022-nucleotide messenger RNA. RefSeq lists its product as uncharacterized. NCBI's taxonomy places the organism in Eukaryota, Fungi, Ascomycota, Eurotiomycetes, Eurotiales, Aspergillaceae. The transcript has 3 exons. The record is from RefSeq and is a predicted model, not a curated record. The coding region runs from base 1 to 1011 and encodes 336 amino acids.
AUGCACCCAGACCAGAAAGGGCAAAGUCACGGAUGCACGAAGCCCACAGGACCGAAAUCCUCAAACUCCAUUGUCCGCGCCGACAGUGAUGGAAGCACGAAGAAAACCCCCAUCAAGACAACACAAACCGUUGAAGAGUUGAAGGCCACUCUCUCAGCACUCCGGAGCAUGAGACCCUCAUGCACUCCGCUCGAAGCCCUGGAUCAGGAGCUGAAGAACCUUUUCGAGGGGGGCGUCCAAGCCGCCUCGUGCCGAUGCAUCGCGCUGCGUUCGGCAGUGCUGCGUGGUCAAACCACAGUCCGCCUGCGACCACGAGCCUCCUUGAAUCGACAGUUGGAUCUCCCCAUUCCGUCGUUCUGGAACACGGCUUUCAUAGCCACGACGGUGGUGCUUCUCUUCGCUAGCCCUCCGGACCCAGACGCGACGCUCGCGGCUCUCAGCUGGUUGUCUUAUGAGUUGGGCGGGGUACCAACGAUGACCGAUAUCCGGAAGUAUGCGUCUGCGGACCUGUCAAAGCGCUUCGCCCAGGCGAAGAAGGUCGCGAUCGAUGGCAAAGUGGCCAAAGUGACUGUCUUGGGGGUGGAUCUUGUUGACGUGGAGAUUAUCGAUCGGUGUGAGAUCCAGAGCCGCGACAUGGAAUAUACGUCCUUUGCGCAUUCGUUUGUCCUGGCUAUUGGGAGAGAAGGUUUCCGCAUCUACGAGGCGUGGCGUGAGCACGGUUAUCGGCUGGAUCAGUAUCUGAUGAGGGGCGGCUCGAGACUUCGUACGUGGGCAGAAUCGAAAUCUUUCCUCAAAAGCUUCAACAAGCUCUGUCAACCGCAGAAACAGUGGUCGCCUGAGCUGAACAGUGCCUAUGAAGAGUGUUUCGGUAUCAACCUCGACUCGUUCUGUGGGAAAGGACCCCUUAAGUAUCCUAUUAUACCUGUUUAUCGACCCUGGGUCAGAAUCUUUGAGAUCAACGACGUCAAAGUUGAGGAUAUCAGGAAAUUCACAUGGGAGGGGACACUUUAGGCAUAGCGAAC